Molecule: messenger RNA, 4532 nt
Organism: Schistosoma bovis
Lineage: Eukaryota; Metazoa; Platyhelminthes; Trematoda; Strigeidida; Schistosomatidae
Source: the annotation of a GenBank genome assembly
GAGAAAAGCGCAGUGUUUCCAAAUGUUCUCCUCAGAUUAUGAUGGUUGUGAGUCUGACAGUAGUUCAUCCAGUGAUUUGUGUUAUGACAACAGAAGUGUCAAUGCGAUCGAGAUCUCCAAAGCUAAAGCUAUGGAGUUUGAUGAAUUAAUGAACAAAGAACUUGAUUUACUGAUCAGAAGCGUUCACCAUAAAGCACCGGAUUUGAAAACAGGAAAAAAGCAAAAUAAAAAUCUCAGAGUGAGAUUUAAAAAGGAUCAUGACGAUGACGAUGACUUUCUAGUAGAUAAAGAUCCACUUUGCGAUUAUGAAGAAGAUGAGGCUAAUGCUAAAUGGGUGCAAGAAAAUCUCCCUGGAGGGACGAGCGAGAAAUCUGAUGCCAUCCUUAACUGUCCUGGAUGUAUGUCUGUGUUAUCUCUAGUUAGUCAUAGGCACCCACAUUUCAAGACACAAUAUUAUACAGAAUACCCUAUCAAUUGUAUUGUGGACGAAACUCAAAUCAUAUCUCGAACGAUAUCAAAACCACAAAAUGCGAAAAAAUCUUCAGAAAGCAGUUUGAAAUCAAACCGGAAUGUCAUGAAGGAAUAUCACCCGGUCACUUGUAAAGUAUGCGGUAAUUCAGUCGGAUGUAAGGAAAUCCAGACCAAUAUGAUCUACUUCAAUGACAUACUUGCAAGUCAUAGUUAACCGAAGGGAUUUUUUGCACAGGAUAAGUGGUAUGGCUACUUAAUAAUAUUAAGUAGCUUGUUCCGAGUAACAUCAAUUCAUGGACUAGGACUUUUUGUGAACAACUUUAUUUCACUGUAUAUAAGUAAAUUGCUUUUUUUAUCUCGGAAAUUCAUAAAAUCUCGGGCAAAUGCAUUUCAUAAUUGUUUUUCAUCUAAAAUACUUAAAACAAGAAUCCAGAAACUGUUAGCUUAUUCCAUUUCUUUAAUUUAGUCCUUCACCAUGUCAUGUAAUUCACAUUGAAGUCGAAUUGUUUGUUUUUCAUGAUGAGGAAAACCUAAUAAGUUUUUUGCAUAAAAAAUAGGCGCUUUGAAAAUUUCAGGCCUCAAAAUAAUAGUUGUUACUGUCGUGAAAUUUCUUACAAAUGUAGCAUCUGUCCACAGGUAAACGUUAAACUUAGAAUAUAAUUGUUAGCGAAGGUUAUUAUUUUCAUCUUAUCACAGUUAUCUGUGUGGGAAUCUGUUAUGGAUGUGAAAUUCCUAAAUGCAACUUAGAAUAAAGUUAAUAUCUACCUAAUAUGAAUUUUAGUUAUAUUAAUUUAUUCAAUUUGAAUUCUGUUAAUGAACUUUCAAUUGCAUUUUUCACUAUGAUUUACGCACAUUGAUAACUCAAUUCAGAAAUUAUAGUCAUCGUAACCAAUAUAUAGCUGAUUGUCUUAAAUUUAUUUUGAAUUCUACUGAAUUUUGACCAAUAAGGCCUCUAUACAGCAACAGGACGUCUUACUCCAGUUAUUGGGGCAGGGAAGAAGACAAUAACAAUAGUCUCAUUCACCGUAUUGAAGAUGGAGUCGUGAAACCGUAGCUUAGGACACAAAUGUAUUAACUAGGGACGAGGUUGAUGAAAGGUUGAUCAUACACCCGGACUCAUUGACGUAUCUAAGGACAAACGAGAUAAAUCCUAACAGUGUGCUCGUACUACUGUGAAGGGACGCUGUUAUCAAGUGUCGAAAACAGACCGAAUCAAACACUCAUAUACACCCGAUAAGUAACAGAGAGGGGCAAAAUAUGCUACAACAUGACUCCUGUCAAGAAGAAAGGAGAUCUCAAAUAACUUAUGUUUUAAAGAAGUGGGAUUUAGUGUUGCUUGAAUUACAUAAAUGUGCUAAAAUCGUCCUCAUGUAUUGCAAUUCAAUUAUUCGUCAUAAAAAUGGAUGCACGCAAGUUUUCCAGGGAAACGACAAAAAAGGAUGUAACCUACCGAAUAGAACAAAUGCAGAAGAAUCCUAAUAAUCAUCAUCGAUGAUUUAUUGUUAGUUCUACGAUUUCACGUCUGUAUGGACUGCCAAAAUUACACAAGAAAAAUGUUUCUCUUUGUUCUAUAACGAAUACAAAUAACACCCUAUACCAUGCAACUGACAACUGAAUUGUGCAAAUUCCUUAAAUAGCUGGAGAUCAGAUCAAUAAACAUAGCUCCAGCAAUUAAUUUACUUCCAUAGACACCAAUGUAUUUGGAAAAAGAAUGACUUCAUUAAAUGUCGCCUCACUUCUCAAAAAUACUCCUCUUACACAGGGACAAUUUGUUCACUGUGAAUACAUUGCAAAUGAUAAUAUUGCGAUUCCAAAAUAAUAUCUAAAGAAAUCGCUGUUACACUACACUAUGAGUGUAUAAUUGUGAUUUAAUAAUGAGUUAUACAGACAAAUGUGUAUGGCAUUAAGGUCGCUACUAGGUCUUCUCUUAUCAGAAGGCUUAAUAGUCAAUCUGGAAAAUACCAUUAUUCGAUUAACAGUUAGUGACUCUUGUUUUUACGAGGUAUGUAUGGAUGAUAUCUACAUUAUCUGUGACGAGAGUUGGGAUCUCAACAGAAUUCCACAUGUACCACCAGAAAGUCAGAGUUGAGCACAGAAUUUCACUUUUUUUAUGUUUUUAUGAAAAGGAAACCGGAUUAGUCUCUGCAAAGACCAGUGUAUAGAAGAACGACAUGAGACUGACAGCGUACGAACUUCUAGAUUUGGAUUUCACUAGGCAGAGAGAUAAACCUACUACAUUCCGUAUUGCUGAGAACCACAAGAGUUCGCACAGAGGGCACACUCAGCAAAAAAACUAAACAGAGUCGGAGAAAUGCUCAUAAAAACGGAAUUUAUCAGAUUCAUUUACAAAUAACUGAAACGAGAGAGCUAAAUAAAAAGAAGAAAUAGUACUGAAGAAGAUUUUGUUCUUGUAUAUUGAGCUUAAAGCGAGGGAGUAUAGUUGCAGUGAUCUUAAGAAAUCAUUGUCAAAAUUGUUGAGUGAGAUACUCGAUUCAACUGAACUACGGAUUGCAUUAUGCAGUAACUAAUUCAAGGAUGAACCGUUGCUUUGGUUACCUCCGUGUGCAUCUGUCAGUUUAUUUGCUCGUGUGGAAUAUGUUGUUGUUAACUUCAAUAUGUAUCCUCUUUCCAAAAGCAUAUCUGAACACUACUGAGUAUGGUUAUCAAAAUGUGAAUGCGAACCAGCUACUAUUUUUAUUUUUAAACUGUUUCAAUUCUAAAUAAUUCAUGAAGUCAAGUGAACUGGUUAUAAGGGCAUCCGAUUGAAAAUUAUGUGUAUAGCAAAGGGUUUGACGAUUCGUCAAUUCAAGGUUGGUCUAUGAGAUCAAAAGUGAUAUAUCUAAUCCCUUAUUUAGCGAUGAUCCUAACACCUUAUUUUAAAUUGUUAUGAUAUGUAUCCGUCUCUUUUCUCCAUAUAUUCUCCAAGUGAACACUUAACUUCCACACCUCUUUUCUAUGUUGUUUUCAUUCUGAUUACUCUUAAAGUUUUUGAUUAACUCUUGUUACCUGUGCUAAUGACUCAACAUUUUUAAAUUGUAUUAUACAUUAAUAUGUGUAAAAUAACUGUAGAUACCAUUGUACAACUUGAGAAAAUAACAUCAAUAAAUUUUUUUCUUACGAACUGUUUUUAUUUUACCCAGUUGUUAUUAUAUAGUAGUGCCAAACUGUGAAUACAGAACUAGUUGGAUUCAGAAAUAAGUAUAGUAGGGUCUUGAAUGAUACAGCUUAUCGCAUCCAUUUAUCACGAAAUUCAAACCAGUUUCCUGACAUAGAUCCUAUUUAUGAGUGUAGUUCUACUAAUCACGUUAAUAUCAGUCACAAGUAAUUUUUUUUACUUUUUUGUAAAUUAAAAAAUGCGAAACUUGCUACUAUAGAAUAUAAUAAGUUCUAAUAUUUUCACAAACAUUUGAGCUGAUAACAAUAAAAUCUGUUUGUCCAGAAGUAUUCCCUGACGAGAGUGAUUUGGCUUAGUAGAUGGUAUAAUCUCAGAACACAACUUAUAUAAAUUGUUUGAUAUCAUUUGUAAAAGUAAACAAUAUCUAUCCAUAGGCAUAUGCAUUUGUCUGUUUACCACUACUCAAGCUCUAGCUAUCUUCAAUUCCAAGCUAAUUCUACGUCUACAUUAAAUGGGCUUUAAGAUCUUUUUUAACGUCUGAGCCAUAGUUCCUUAUACGCUUUCAUAUUCUUCUUUCUUUGUCUGUGUUUUUCUUAAACUUCAAGGGCAUUUCUUUCUGAGUGCAGUAUAAUUUGUUAUGCUCGACAUAGAUUUACAAAUUUUAUUUUUAUCUCAUAGCAUGUCAUAUUCAUAUUCAAAAUGACAUUCAUUUACAAAAUUUGAAGGAAAAUUCUACCAUAAUCUCUUACAUGUGCUCGACCUUUAGCCUUGUAUAAUUUUCGUUUUUUCUGAUCAUUUUGACGAUUCAUAUAUUGUAUUUUAUUCAGUGGUAUUAACCUUACUCCACAAGUUAACGAAAUCAUAUUAUUAUCAUUUAGAUUAUAAUUUCAUAUAUAUUGGUACAUCAUCUGAAAAUAAAGUCGUCACAAUGAUGAUUUUUUUGUCG